AUGCCGUCUUCAUCCAAAGAUCAUGCACCACUAGGUGAGAUGUCAGAUGAGUCGGACUACGAGUAUGAGUAUGAUGAUUCUCAAACUGAGACGGUUUUUGUUACCCUUGACUUGUCCUCCUACAAUGGCCCAAUGCGCCCCCCAAGGAAGAGAUCUUCUGCUUCUGUCGAAUCUUUGGUGUCGUCUGGUGAUGCUGGGAGCUCCCACAUCGGAUCCCCGACUCCUGAUAAGGAUGAGGUUGUAGGAGGGGAACCGGAUCUAGAUGUACAGUUGCAGAAUCAGAUCCAAAUAAUGGAACUCCAUUCGUCAAACCCUAUUGUCUCAUAUCAAAAUCAAUUUUUUAGCUGCUCCUGGGGCGACCAGAUUGGUACCGACAUGCUAUUUUCGCUACCAGACGCAAAGGCUGAACUUCCCAUUUUGCGACGAACGCAGAAUUUUGAUCUGAUUACCACAACUCGAGUCAAAGUUCUAGGCCAAAAAUCACACCUUAUUUCAGGAGCCAGUCUUAGCCAGGCUCGAAGAAUGCAGCCUGGAGCUGUAGCCACUGGGCAAGCGCAAUUCCUGGAGUGCCUGAUACAAGCAAAGAGAGCUAAGGGCGAGGUGGACAUUGUCCGAACAGCUUUUCCACAUGCCCAGAAGCGAAGUCAGGCUCUAGACGAGAAACUUCAGGGCUGGGCAAGAACAGAAGGAAUGCUUGCGGAGCUCGAAGAAUUUAGUCAGCGAGCUCGAGAUGGCGACCCUAGCGCGAUGAGGAGAUUGGGGGAGAUUUACGCCCAAUUUGAUGCGGCGAUGCGUAACAACUCCAGGCUUGGUGUCAUUACUGGUAAUGACGAGCUACCGAUCCCAUCCGUGGCACAACAGGAUACUCAAACCCCUCCCAAUGCCGAUGCAAAUAAAUAA
Molecule: messenger RNA, 900 nt
Organism: Ophidiomyces ophidiicola
Lineage: Eukaryota; Fungi; Ascomycota; Eurotiomycetes; Onygenales; Onygenaceae
Exons: 2
Coding region: 1-900 (299 amino acids)
Source: RefSeq, a predicted model, not a curated record